AUCACUCGAAAGCUCUCUCUUCUCUGUAUUUCCCCUUGAUUCUAACUUUCUUGUUCAUCAGCCUUUGAGUUUCGUUCAUGGAUCAGUACCAAAACCACCAACAUUUUCCUGACGAUGAUUCCAUGGAUCCUGACAAGUUCAUCGAGAGCUUCAACUUAGCAUCAUGCGCGGAGGAAAAAAGGCAUGAGUUUGAUCUCCAAUAUUCGGUGUCUUACACACAAAGACUGAUUCAGGAACACCUGGGAAUUUCUGUAGUCCAAGAUUUAGCGUUUUCUUCGUCAGCUGCUUCAUCUUCGUUUCAGAUGCUCCAACAAACCAUCGAUCAGUUGGCUCCUCAUCAUGCUGGUUCUGAGCAGAACAUGCCUCAGUUUUGGAAAGACCUUAUCAAAAUGUCUGAUCCUCAAGUUCGCCAGAAGCCUGCUGCAGAAACAUCACUUGCUAGCCCAAAUUUGUAUAUAUUGUGCAUGAUUGGAGCCACAGAUGCUCACCUCAAAGAGGCAUGAGGAUGGAUGCUGCUACAUCUGUUUCUCAUCUCUUUUUUGAGACAAGCACAGUAAACGCAUAAUGUCAAAUGCAUUCUUCACCUGAAAUCUUUCUAAUUAGAAGAUCUAAUUUUGAUCUUCAUGUGGAAGAGGUAUACAUACUUUCUUUAGUUUGUCUUCUUCUGCUAUGUUUUCCUAAUUUGUGACGCUUUUACUGCUUUUGAUGCAUACAACGGACUAUAAAAUUGUGCUUUAAUUUGUUUUUCUUAAACUCUCAUCCAGAAUAUGUCGGUCAGAAAUAAUUAAUGUAUUUAAGAAUAAAUCUUCUAAUUUGACUAAAUAUUCUAGAAGCUAGAUAGCUAAAAAUAGCUAAGUGCUAAGUUAGGUUAGACUUUAAAUUAUGCAUAAUAAUUAAGUAGUACAUCCCUUACCUUAAAUUCAGAUAAGGAUUUGCCAAACUAACUAACAAUUGUUGAAUUUAGCCAUUUGGGGCUAACUUAAAAGGACCAACAAAUUCACCCUAACUUGUAU
Molecule: messenger RNA, 1013 nt
Organism: Neltuma alba
Lineage: Eukaryota; Viridiplantae; Streptophyta; Magnoliopsida; Fabales; Fabaceae
Exons: 3
Coding region: 78-503 (141 amino acids)
Source: RefSeq, a predicted model, not a curated record